This is a messenger RNA of Rubroshorea leprosula, 757 nucleotides long. The record is from the annotation of a GenBank genome assembly. NCBI's taxonomy places the organism in Eukaryota, Viridiplantae, Streptophyta, Magnoliopsida, Malvales, Dipterocarpaceae.
GAGCAGGAUAGGGUUGGGAAUGAGUAAUGAGGAAAAUAUCAGCAGUAGACUAACUGUGCUGAGAUCGCAUUUGUCUCCGGAUUCUUCAGCUUCCGCCAUGGCUUCUGAGAUAGAAGCCGCUUUAGCAGCUGUCCCCUCCGACGGUCCGACCAUAUUUGACAAAAUCAUCAACAAAGAAAUUCCAGCAAAUGUGGUUUUUGAGGAUGAUAAGGUCUUAGCAUUUAGGGAUAUAGCUCCUCAAGCUCCCACACAUAUUCUAAUUAUUCCCAAAGUGAGGGAUGGCUUAACUAGACUGUCUAAGGCUGAGGAAAGGCAUUGUGAGAUUCUUGGUCGCCUUCUUUACACGGCUAAGCUGGUGGCCAAACAGGAAGGGCUCGAAGAUGGCUUCAGGGUUGUGAUUAAUGAUGGCCCACAAGCAGGUCAAUCUGUUUAUCACAUUCACGUCCAUGUCCUUGGCGGUCGCCAAAUGAACUGGCCUCCUGGCUAAGAUGGUGUUAAAGUUGAUUUAGGCUGGCAAGACUUUCAUUGUAAUAAUAGAAGUACUUGUUGUCUGCCUUGAUUGAUAAUUGCUAAAUCUUAGUCAAGCAAAGUAGCCAAUAGUUGCUUUCUGGUAAGAUGUUCUGAAUGUUACAUGGCACCAAUGGUGGGGCUGGCCCCUAUACUGGGUAAGACCAAUGACCCUCGUUAGGUAUGAAAAUAAGCAAAAGAGUUAUAUAUCUAUUGGCUUCUUUUUCCUCCGCACCAUGUUUUUACCUGA